AUGGGUUUUACACUCCCUGAGUGGACAAGUGUAACAGAUGACUGUUACAUCAAGAAGAAAGUCCAUCCAUUUCUUUCACGACACCAUAUUUUAUUAAAUAUUAUUGCUUUUACAUGCGGAUUUGUUAUUUAUUUCUCGAUGUACGCAUACAGAAAAGGUUUCACAGCAGCAGACUACAGAAAUAUUAAAUUAUUAGGCCUUUCAUAUAAAAUGAUGCUAGUUAUAUUACAACUUGCCGGUUAUAUUCUUUCAAAAUUUUGCGGAAUUGUUAUUAUCUCUUCUCUUGACAAAACAAAAAGAGCUUUCAUGCUUGUUGCACUAAUAGGAUUUGCAGAAAUAUCACUUAUUCUAUUUGGAAUUACAAAGGUUCCAUAUAAUGCAUUUUGGAUGUUUUUUAAUGGUCUGCCAUUAGGUUUAAUCUGGGGAUUAGUCUUUUCCUAUCUUGAAGGACGCCGUACAUCAGAACUGUUAGGUUCUGGAAUGUGUAUUUCUUUUAUUAUUUCUUCGGCUAUCAUAAAAACAAUUGCAAAGGAAUUCAUUAGUAUGGGGUACAGUGAUUUUUGGGUUCCGGCUAUUGUUGGUGCUAUUUUCUAUCCAAUUUUGUGUUUAUUUACCUUCUUUAUUGAAUUAGUUCCUCCGCCUGAUGAAGAAGACAUUAAAAGUAGAACAGAAAGAGUUGCAAUGACACAUGAAGAUCGUGUAAACUUCAUAAAAUCGUUUUGGCCAGGUCUUACCGCAAUGAUAAUUUUUUAUAUGUUAAUUUGCGGAUUAAGAGACUUCAGAGAUAACUUUAUGCGAGAAUUAUUUACUGCAAUGGGUGAAACAGAGUCAUUUGUCUUUACAAAGUCAGAAUUAAUUGUUGCAGUUAUUAUUAUCAUUCCUGUUAUACUUUUAAUGUUUGUUAAGAACCAUUUAAUGGGUUUCUUCUUAUACCAUGUAGUUAUUGCUAUUGGUUUCGGCUUACUUCUGUUUGCAACCGUAUUAUACGAAGACAAAUUAAUUUCAGGGGUCACCUGGAUGAUCGUUGUAGGUGCUGCCAUUUAUAUCGGCUUUGUACCAUAUUCUUCUAUCAUUUUUGAUCGUCAAAUUGCUGCAUUUAAAGUCAAAGCAAAUUCUGGCUUCUUAGUUUACAUUGCUGAUUCUUUAGGUUAUGCAACAGCUAUUAUAUUCAUGUUGCUUAAAGAAUUCGGAACAAAAGCUAAUUGGCUCGGUUUCUUCAAGAUCUGUUCGUAUUUUGUUUCGAUUGCUGGCAUUGCUCUUCAGAUGGUAUCAUUGGUUUACUAUUAUUAUAAGUCAAAAUCAAUGUUACACAUCGCUAACGAAAAUGCUCAAGAAAUUUUACUUGAUGAAGCUCCUUCUCAUGAAACUCAUGAAGAUGUGAUGCUAAUGGAAGAAGAGUAA
Messenger RNA from Trichomonas vaginalis G3, 1401 nucleotides. Its product is annotated as Family of unknown function (DUF5690) family. Lineage: Eukaryota; Parabasalia; Trichomonadida; Trichomonadidae. The record is from RefSeq and is a predicted model, not a curated record. Bases 1 to 1401 code for a protein of 466 amino acids. The transcript has a single exon.